Molecule: messenger RNA, 2411 nt
Organism: Syngnathus typhle (broad-nosed pipefish)
Lineage: Eukaryota; Metazoa; Chordata; Actinopteri; Syngnathiformes; Syngnathidae
Gene: soul3
Product: heme-binding protein soul3
Exons: 5
Coding region: 303-1118 (271 amino acids)
Source: RefSeq, a predicted model, not a curated record
UCGCACUCACCGAUUUCCCUCUGUAGAAGCAAAGCAGAAGAGGGCGGUCACUAUUUUAAGGAACAUAUAUUAUAAAUUAACGACCUAUACAAUGUAGUGACGACCUUAUUAUUCUUUGUAAUGACUAAGUGUGUCGAUGAACAGUUGCGUAGUUUCCAACUGGUUGACGCACGAGCGGCCGUGAUCCUAAACAGGACACGCGCUGCACAAAAGGGGGAAGAAAAAAAAUCGUCCGAUUUUGCAUUUUAGCGCAACGUUAUCCGACAACUCCUGAGAUUUUUUUUUGUCGUCGCUACGAAAAAAUGGACCGAGGUGGCUGUCAAAUGAAUGGCGGUGGAGGUGGUGGCAACGGCCCGAGCGACGGCGGGGGUGGCGGCGGCAUGAUCACGCUCGAGGACCUGGAGUCUUUCUCCGAGGACCAGAUGUCCGACUCCGGCAACGGAAGCCUGGAGGACGAGGACGACGACCGACUGCUGCACUACUGGCAGGACGUAGCCAGGGGACACCAAGUGGAAGUUGCAAAGGAAAUGGCCGAACCCAUUCAACAGCUAACCACCAAUAAUAAUGGGCGCAGUAACAGAGAACACAUCCCUUUCACCCUCCUGUCACGGAAAGAGAAGUGCGGGGAGCUGCUAUACGAGAAGCGCCAUUAUGAAAAGGGCCACUGGGCCUGCAUAACAAUGAGCGAGGAGACGUACGAACAGAGCAUCUGCUACGGCUUCAUGAGGAUAAUGAGAUACAUCUGCCAGCAGAACUCCUCAGGCGACUACCUGGGCAUGUCGCUGCCCAUCGUGACCGUGGUGCGCACCGACCAGAACCACUCGGCCAUCGCCCAGGAAGUGACCGUCGCAUACUACCUGCCCACCCACCACCAGGCGCAGCCGCCUCAACCUCAUGACAGCGACAUCGUUAUCGAUAUCUGGCCCGCGGCUGUUGUGUACACAAGGCCCUUCUCCGGCCCCACAAACGAGUUAACCAUCGUGGAUCAGAUCAACAGCAUGGCCGAGUUGCUGGAGUCGCCCAGCGUGUGCGUGAACGACUCCUUCAUUGUGGCCGGCUACACCAACCCGGCGCACAGCCAGCGCCAGAACGAGAUCUGGUUCCUGGAACGCGCUUGACGGGGCAAGGCGGAACGAGGUUCUCGGCAGCAUUCCACCCGAAACCGUUUUGAGCCUCGCAAGACUCCUCACAGCUCUCAGGUGCAACAUCGUCCAUUCUUAGUCGCCGCCCCAUCGGGCCGGUGCACUUCACAUUCAUGCUAUAGUCAAACCCUUGGAGGUGCUGUAUCCAAGCCGCUAAAUGAUCCUCAGUCGUGGACGUACUGCCUAAUCGUGCUUCGUUUUUGUCCGUAGCACUGCUUCUUUGUCGCAUUUUAGCUCGCUAACUUGUGAAGUCAAAUGUGUAAGUGUUGACGCACUUGUUUCAUUGUGCAAAUCUCGGGACUACUGCAGGUUAAACGGUUUUACGAGAUGAUUGGAUUCAUUAACAGAGUACCUCACAACCCAUCGGUGAACCGUUUCUGUUCCAUUAAACUCGACAGCGCUUGCGUGGGGGGAAGCAGCAUACAGCUCGCUCAUAAUGCCAAUAAUAAACUACCUGAAUGAAAGUCGACACAAAGUGAGAAUGGAAGACAUUGUCUGCGUGCGUACAAACCAAACUCUACUGCUCAACGACAAUCAGAAGCACUUAAACACAUCGCAUUCCUCGUGUUUUCUCCACCCGGGAAUCUUCUUUUUUUUUUUUGCCCGCAAACAUGCUAUUUUGUGUUAGUGUGUACGUCUCACUACUGUACCGCAACAACCACCACCGAUGAGUAGAAAGGUUGCAACCAGAUGUGGCGCUGACAUCUUAGACCAUAAGGAAAGCGGAAUGUUGUUUGUAAUGUUCUAUGAAAAAAAUAUGAAUCGCUAUCACUUAAAAACAACAGUUACCACGAGGAGAAGGGUUGCUUAUGUUUUCCCCCUGCAAAGUGGUGCUGAAAUAUCUGUAGAGUACGUGUAUAUUUUCACUAUAUUUUCAGAUUAAACUAACCAAUCCACCAGCUGUGCUUAAAAGAUUUUACGUUUUAGAGAUUCUAUGAAAUAGAAUAAGGAAACUUUAAUUUCCUCAAAAAUUAUUAUCAUUAACAAACAUGUUUGCCCAAGUGUCUAUUAACAAAAAUCCAAAGAUGUUCUUUUUCACAUUGUGACUGUGAGUGGAGGUGAUUCAAAGUCAGGGUACACAAUGCGAGUGUUACUCCCCCUUUGUGAUCCUGGUCGUGUGUGAACAUCCAACCUCCAUGUUUGCUUAUUUUAGUCAAAAGGCUAAUUGUGUGCUGUACUGUGAACAUAAAAGUGCAACAGCAGAGUGCUACUGUGGUUUUAUUUUCAUCAAUAAACAUGGGCUUGUCUCCUGUCUUUGAAAAAUCAAAA